Molecule: messenger RNA, 1950 nt
Organism: Prorocentrum cordatum
Lineage: Eukaryota; Dinophyceae; Prorocentrales; Prorocentraceae
Source: the annotation of a GenBank genome assembly
AUGCUCCGUGGUGAGAGGGAUGCGUAUCUCCAGGGAAUUACGGGCACGCGGGGUUGUGAGACCUUUGAUUGCGCCCUGUGUCCUUUCAGGAAAUUCAGCUCUUCUCGGCUGUUGACCGCCCGCGUGAAGAGGCACCACGUCAAGAGUAAGAACUACGUGGCGAGCGGCAGGAAACAACUAAAUGUGAUAUCUGCGUUGUUCGAUUCUGAUAAGCUGCGCCGAGCAGAUGGGGGCUCAUAUUUGGGAAGGUCUGCUGCUCUCAUGCGGUCUUCGAUCACGCCGUCGCUCCGCAGCGACCACACGUGCAUUGACAGAGAGAUUGUCUUGGUGCUAUCGGAGGACGGUCCCCGAUACCAGAACAAAUCAUCGAUAUUUCAAGCCGGUGGCUGCCGCAGAGCGGGGUACACGUAUUAUGCACGCGGCUUUGCCGAGUUAUUGGCGCAGGUUUCUUUGUUGCACCAUGGUUCGGAGCUGGUGAGCCUGCUUCCCACGAACGUGGUCCACUGGUUGAAGCUCUUGGAAGACGCGUAUGCUUGCCCAUUCAUCGCGGAACGCGAGCAGUUCAUGAUGCGCGAGUGCGCCGAUCACAAAGAGUUUGAGCAUAUAUCAAUGGAUGCAACUUUCCGGGUGAUGAUGCGCGUGCGAGGGCAAGCCGACUUUCGAUUUUCCGCAGCAGUGCGAGACGCGGCCCUUGUGCCUGAUGCGGAGGCACCUCGUCGUGUCCUUACAGUGCUUGGUCGCACGGGUGCGCUAGUGGGGAUGUAUUUGGUUCGCAACGAGGCCAGCCCUGUUAUCCGAGAUACAUUGCAGAGCAUGUGGCCUCAGUAUUGCUGCGAUCAGGUAACUUCGGUUGCGUCCGACCAAUGCAGCGGCACACUCUUCGAGCAUCUCAGAGAAGUGUUUCCGAAUUUGGAUUAUUUGUCCCUGGACCCCGUGCACUUGCCCAUUGCUUAUGAGUACGCGAAUGGAAACAAGCGUUCGCCAGGGUCCAGGGUGCUUCGGCUGAUGAUGGCUAAGCUGACGAAGGAGCGCAGCGACCUGCCGAGCGAUCAGCGGGGCCCCCCUCACACAGGCGCAGAGAAUAUUGUAUUCAGCAUCUCGGAGAACGACGCGAGGUCUCAGAUAUUGCAGUCGUCAAUGGGCGAGAAGCACGCGCGGAACAUAUUGAGUCGUUUGGACGGCGACGUGCCCUGGACCACGCCGUUCGAGUUCAUUAAGUCCCUGGCCGCGCUGAGCAAAGUCUACUCCGUGGAAGUGAGAAGGAAGUCAGCAGAUGGUUCUACUCUGAAGAGACUUCUUUUCAAUGCGACGUCGCCGCGCAAGUUGCAUUUUUAUUUCAAUAACCAGAGGCACAGGCACUCGCUGCCCCUUUCGAGACUGUCGCUGAUGUCGUCGGGCACGUCUGGCAACGAGACUGUGCACCGCCACAUUAACCAAUGGUGUAGGACUGGGGCUGAAUGGUUUUCCACCACGGCCGAGCUUCAUUUUGGCAUCAACAAAUUCGGCAGGCUGCUGUCCCACAAUACAGCGAUGCACAGCCCAACGCUGCGCCAGCUCAGACAAGGCGACGUGUUGGCAAGAGCCGCCGCCUCGAUGACAAUCCCGUCGGCUGACUGGUUGUCAUACUGUGAGCAGCUGCAGCGCGAGGGAUCUGAUCUUCUCGCGCCUGCCGCCCUGCCGUUGUUUGAGAAGAGACAAGCAAUUAAGCGUAAGAUUGAGCGUGCCAAGGACAACUCAGUCGGUGAGGCUCCGAACGCGCCAGUCAAGCGCAUUGCCUUGCGUAGGCCUGCAGCUUCGCGCGCGACUUCUGCGAAAGGUCCAGGUGCUUCGCGCGCGCCGUCAGCUCCUCGCAAGCCUGCGGCCAAAAGGCCAGCAGCCUUCUGCCUUCGUGCACCUCUGCAGAAGAAGUCCGUUAAGCGGACAGUUUUUACAUUGAGGCGCACGAAGUAG